UUCAGUGAUUCCUGUGCAGCACAGACGCUCAGUUUUAAUGAUGGCUGUUGUGGAGACACUUCUGCAGUUUUCCAGCAGUGGUAAAUUACUGGCUGCCUUGCUUGUGUUUUUGGUUUUAUAUGUGCUUUCAUCCAACUCCAAAUCUCACAAAGAAGGAAAAGAUCCACCAGGACCCAAACCACUUCCACUGCUGGGAAACCUGCUGACACUGGACCUGGAAAGACCCUUUGAUACUCUCUGUGAGGUGAGACAUCUUAACAAGAAUAACAGAAUCAUUCAGAGAUUUCUUUACUCAUGUUUACUCUGUAACCUCCAGCUUUCCAAAACAUAUGGAAACGUAUUCCAAGUGUUUUUUGGUCCCAGUAAAGUCGUGGUCUUGACCGGAUACAAAACGAUUAAAGAGGCACUUGUGAACCGAGCAGAAGAGUUUGGAGAUCGAGAUAUUCAACCUAUUUUCAAAAUACUUAAUAAAGGACAUGGGAUCGUCUCUGCCAACGGAGAGAGCUGGAAAGAGAUGAGACGCUUCGCUCUGACUAACCUGCGUGACUUUGGGAUGGGCAAGAGACGAAGUGAAGACAAAAUCAUAGAGGAAAUUCAGUAUCUGAAAAAAGAGUUUGAGAAGUUUCAAGGGAAAGCCUUCGAUACAACUCAACCCGUGAACUACGCUGUAUCAAACAUCAUCUCAUCUAUUGUGUAUGGCAGCAGGUUUGAAUACACAGAUCCUCGCUUCACAGCAAUGGUUGACAGGGCAAAUGAAAAUGUUCGGCUUGGUGGAUCUGUUUCUAUUCUGCUGUUUAACACAUUUCCAUGGCUGGGUCCCUUACUGAACAGCAAAAAGGCUAUGGUGAAAAAUUCUCAAAAAAACAUAGAAUCAAUAACACAGUUGAUCUCUGAGCUGUUAGAGACCCUGAAUCCACAGGACAGCAGAGGAUUUGUUGACUCCUUUCUCAUCCGAAAACAGAGCGACAAGAAAUUCAGCAAGAAGGACUCACAUUUCCACCAGGACAAUCUUAUCGUCUCUGUGGUAAAUCUUUUUGUUGCUGGUACUGACACUACAGGAACAACAUUGCGCUGGGCUCUGAUGAUUAUGGCCAAAUACCCUCAUAUCCAAGAUCGAGUUCAAGAGGAGAUUGACAGAGUGAUCGGUGGACGUCAGCCAAUCGUGGAUGACAGAAAAAAUUUACCUUACACAGAUGCUGUGAUCCAUGAAGUACAGAGACUGGCCAACAUUGUGCCCAUGAAUGUACCUCAUGCGACCAGCUGUGAUGUGAACUUCAAUGGAUAUUUCAUCAAGAAGGGUACCACUGUAAUUCCUCUGUUGACAUCUGUAUUAAGGGAUGAAAGUGUUUGGGAGAAACCACACAGCUUUUAUCCAGAACACUUUCUUGAUGAGAAGGGCCAGUUUGUUAAGAACGACGCUUUCAUGCCUUUUUCUGCAGGCCGCAGGAUUUGUCUAGGAGAGAGUUUGGCCAGGAUGGAGCUCUUUCUUUUCUUCACCUCCCUUCUUCAGAUCUUCCUCUUCACUCCUCCACCAGGAGUGUCUGGAGAUGAACUGGAUCUCAAGGGAAUCGUUGGAAUUACAUUAAAUCCAUCACCACACAAACUGUGUGCCGUCAAACGCUGCUGAAUAUCGAUCCACAUAGGGAUAAACAGAUUUAAGCACCAAUUUUACAAAAUGCACAUAAUGUAUAUAUUGUAAAUACUGGAAGAAAUUAUUAGCCACAGUGUGCAAAGCUACUUUCAUUGUAUAAGCUAAUUUUAAGUAUGCAUCAGAUUACUUUAUAUUUGCCCAGAUAUUUUGCUGAAAAGCAAUUGAAUAGGAAACCUCCAGUAAUCUACACCUCACCUAAUGAAUAGUCUGACUGUAGAAUCUGUAUACUAAUGACACAUUCUAGGCAACCUGUAACCCGCAAAUUACGACUCUGAACUGGGAGUACAUCGAUCUAGUACAGUAUUCUUCAACCCUGGUUCUCGAGGACCCGUUCCAGAAUGUUUUAGAUGUCUCCUUAAUUAACACACCUGAUUUAACUCAUUACUUUGUUAGGGAGACAUUCAACA
Messenger RNA from Paramisgurnus dabryanus, 2058 nucleotides. The record is from RefSeq and is a predicted model, not a curated record. NCBI's taxonomy places the organism in Eukaryota, Metazoa, Chordata, Actinopteri, Cypriniformes, Cobitidae.